Messenger RNA from Salarias fasciatus (jewelled blenny), 1878 nucleotides. It is a transcript of the gene pla2g15, whose product is annotated as phospholipase A2, group XV. Bases 1 to 1269 code for a protein of 422 amino acids. Gene Ontology annotation, biological process: lipid metabolic process. Lineage: Eukaryota; Metazoa; Chordata; Actinopteri; Blenniiformes; Blenniidae. The record is from RefSeq and is a predicted model, not a curated record. The transcript is spliced from 7 exons.
AUGGCGGGUUGGCACCGGUUAACCGCCUUCUCCUCUCUGGGUUUGUUGUUGCUGCUGCUGUUGUUGUUGCUGUCGGCUCGAAGCAGCGCAAAACCGCUGGAGAAAUGUACCGGAGACAAGUCCUGCCAGUCGCCGAGACCUCCGGUCGUCCUCAUCCCGGGGGAUCUGGGAAACCAGCUGGAGGCGAAGCUGGACAAACCCAGCGUGGUCCAUUACAUCUGCUACAAGAAGACCGACACCUUCUUCACGCUGUGGCUCAACCUGGAGCUGCUGGUCCCCGUGGCCAUCGACUGCUGGAUAGACAACAUCAGGUUAAUCUACAAUAGGACCACACACACCACCUCGUCCCCGCCCGGCGUGGAGGUCCGCGUCCCGGGGUUCGGGCAGACGUAUCCGCUGGAGUUCCUGGACCCCAGUAAACGCAGCGUGGGUAUGUAUUUCUUCAGCAUAGUCCAGGCGAUGGAGGAGUGGGGCUACACCAGAGAUGACGAUGUCAGAGGCGCCCCGUAUGAUUGGAGGAAAGCCCCAAAUGAGAACAAGCCGUAUUUCCUGGCGCUGCAGAAGAUGAUCGAGGAAAUGGCGCAGAAGGCCGGCGGGCCCGUCGUGCUCAUCGCUCAUAGCAUGGGCAACAUGUACACCCUGUACUUCCUCAACCAGCAGCCGCAGGCCUGGAAGGACAAGUACAUCAAAGCUUUCGUCUCGCUGGGGGCGCCGUGGGGCGGCGUGGCCAAGACCCUCCGAGUCAUCAUAUCUGGUGAUAAUAACCGCAUCCCAGUGAUCAGCCCGUUAAAGAUCCGCUCGCAGCAGCGGAGCGCUGUCUCCACCAACUGGCUGCUGCCCUACCCCAGCACCUGGCCCCAGGAUCAGGUUUUGGUCCAAACCUCCCACACUAACUACACGGUGCAGGACUACCAGCGCCUCUACAAAGACGUGGAUUUCGAGGACGGCUGGCUCAUGCGGCAGGACACGGAGCCGCUGGUGGCCGAGCUGACGCCCCCCGGCGUGGCCAUGCACUGCCUGUACGGCACCGGCGUCCCCACGCCGCUCUCCUUCCAGUACGGCGACAAGUUCCCGGACGUGGAGCCCACAGUGACGGACGGCGACGGCGACGGCACGGUCAACCUGCAGAGCUCCCUGCAGUGCAAGCGCUGGCUGGGCGGGCAGAAGGAGCCGGUGACGCUGAAGGAGCUGCCGGGCAACGAGCACGUGGACAUGCUGACCAACUUCACCACCGUGGCGUACAUCAAGACCGUGCUGUUCCCCCCGUGACGCCUCCCCACGUCCGCACUGACUCUUAACGACGGGACGCCAAAUCCUUCUCCGACCGCCAUAAAUGUCUCUGCUCGUGCCACUUCCCCCGAGAAAAAAGUAUUGAUAUUUUAUGAAAUCACUGCAGACUCGCACCUCAAAUGAUUUUUAAACAUCAAUGUAAGGUUGUUUUAUGUUGAAAAACCAAUAUUUUACCCACUAAAUCUAUAAUAAAGGACUUGUACAAGUGAAAACCAGGGACUUCCUGUUUGUGCCACUUUGAUUAUUAACUCCUGUUUAUCUUUUCAAAUGACACUGUUCUGUUUCUCUGUGAGACCGUUCAUUACUUUUGAUUGUAUUCUUCCUUCUUCUGCAUGCUUUUAAGUCCAUUUAAGUCCAUUUUUUUGCCGCUAGUGAAAACACACCAGGGUUUUUCAUGUCAAGAAGGUCAAAUUUAUUUUCUGUUGUAUUACCAGAUGCCAUGAGAUGACGUGUAAAGCUCCUUGAAAACAUGAACAAGCUGUAAAGAAAUGCUGAGGAACUAGUCAGUGGGUUUACUUGAUAUUUCCUUUGUUUUUAAAUGGAAAUAAAAUGCUGUUUGUCUUACGAGUAAAAUUUUUGAAAUACCGA